UGAAACAAGAAAACAUAACCUCAAAAUAUCUUACGCAGACGACAGUGUGUGUAUGAAAACAUACUUCAAUUUUAGUUUAUUUAAAACUUAUAUAGCCUAGUGAGUAAUGGGUAAAAAUAAACGUUCAAAUACAUCAAAAAAAGGGGAUAGGCAGAGUAAGAAAUUCAAAGUUGGUUCUAAAUCACAUAAUAUAGCAAAGAGAAAUGUGUCCAAAACAGAACAUGUAAAUAGUAAACAUAAUGUAGAUAACAGUUCUACAAAAAGUCGUAAACGAAAAAUUGACAAAAAUUUAUCUUUGCGUGAAAGGAUGAUGGAAAAAUUAAAGUCAGCAAGGUUUCGGUAUCUGAACGAGCAAUUGUAUACAGCCCAAGGCAAAGAAACAAGUGGUAUUUUCAAGAAUCAAGAAUUGUAUAAAUUCUAUCAUGAAGGAUUUAGACAACAAGUAGAGCAGUGGCCUGUGAAUCCAAUUGAUAUCAUUAUAGGAAAUCUCACAAAGAAAGCAAAAUCGAAUUCACUGUGCAUAGCAGACUUCGGCUGCGGGGAAGCGAAAUUGGCUGAAAGCCUUGAGUCGCUAGCUGAGGUGCACUCGUUCGACCUGGUGGCAGUGAAUAGCAGAGUGACGAAAUGUGACAUGUCUCAUACUCCACUGCAGUCAGCCAGUGUGGAUGUGGCCGUGUUCUGCCUGUCGCUUAUGGGAACCAACUUGUCCAGUUUCAUCGCAGAAGCUAACCGAGUUCUCAAGGAAGGUGGGAUUUUGAAAAUAGCUGAAGUGGAGAGUCGAUUUGACAAUCCCGAUCACUUCAUAGCUGCCAUUGAAAGGUUUGGAUUCAAAUCGAUCUCAAAAGAUUACUCGCACAAAGUUUUCUUCUUUUUCGACUUCAAGAAGUUGGCGAAUAUAAGCAAAAAGCGGAAAAAUAAACUACCCGAGGUUAGUCUCAAGCCGUGUUUGUACAAGAAGAGGUAAUUAUAAAUUAGUUGAUAAGUGAGAAUAAUUAUUGUAAAAAUAUAUAAUUAAUUUUGUUAAAUUCGGUAGAAGUUUUCAUUUCAAUCAGUAAUCUCCUAUUUUAUGGAUUCUGAAAGAUUAAUAUCCUGAUCCACCACUAUAAUUUGCUGUAGUCUCCAUAUAACAUUGGCGUUCAAGAAAAUUCAGUAGUCACAUGUCAAACCAGAACUCAAACUCUUCUAAUUUGAAAAAGAUAUAUUUCAGUUUUCAAAGAUAUAUGUCAAAGUUUUGUAGUUAAUCUAGAAAAUAGAAUAUACUUUAUUUUUUAUCAAUAAUCACCCAUGAUUAUUAUUAUUGAUGGCUCAAUAAUCACCCAUGACUAUUAAUGGCUUGAAUUAUUAUUAUACUCAGGCGAGGUGGAACUUCCGUCAAAGACCCCCACCAAUAAAAGCCGUAAGAGUAUUAUUAUUAACAUCAUCACUUGAAAUAAAAAACAAUGAAGCAAAUACUCUUCCAUGUAUUUCAAAUUUGUUGAUCUCCAAUCAGAGACGUAAUACCAGUACCUUAACGGUAUUUUUUUUCUCUAUGCUCCAACCUAAUCUUACCGGACUGCAGAAUACCACUCAAUGCACUCGAUGUUUUUUCUCCAAUCAAUGGACUCAGAAAAUACAUUGAGUGCACUAAUCUUUACAAUUUACAUUGACACAAGGAAUGACUAUACAGAAAAAAUCAAUUACCAAAAUGAAUAAAGGAAUAUAACUAUAUUAAUAUGAGGUAAAUCUUAAAGCAACACCUUCAAUCAAUUCAAGUUUUAACAUUAUCAAUUUUGAAAAACACAAUUUCAUUUUUGUCACAUUCACAAAUAACAUGCGUGCCCGUACUGGCAAAACUCACCAAGCGAAAAACUACAGUUUUGAGUUAAAAGGAUAAAUAUGAUUUUCGGAGAGUACCUACUACCAUGCUACAAAGAGCAAUUCCGUUUAGGUUUCAACACUUACUACAUGUAAUGAUGAAAUUUCUUAAUCACAUUUUUGCUUGAUAUUCAUUUAAAAUUAAUAACUCAAAAAAUUACUAUUUCAAUAAAAAAUUCAAUUCAAAAUCAGAAUGUCCACACUUGGUGAGUUUUGCCUGACUACCAAACAGCAAAUAUUGCUCACCAUUUCCUAAUUAAUGGCAUUACUGUGCAUUAUUAAUUUUAUGUUUGUGGAAAGCAAUACUCACCAAAGAUGGGUAGUGAAUUUAUGCUUGAAGAAGCGGUGUUCAUGAGGAUCAAAAACUCAUUAAAGAUGGUUAGAGAAUUUUGCUAGGCCAUAAUUUGAUUCCUUAACUAAAAGACUGGUGAAUUUUGCCAGACAAGAAAAAUGUGUCUAACAACUUAGUGAGAUCUGAUAAAAUGGAAAAAGAGAAAUAAUAAUGAAAUAUAUGACUUGGUGAGUUUUGCCUACACAAUUAACUAUUUUGUCAAGCCUAUUGAAAUACAUAGCCUAACUGUAAAUGAGCAAUUUUGUAGUUAGUGAGUUUUGCCAGAAUGGGGACGCAUGGAUGUGACAAUAAUGUAACUGUUUUCUAAAUAAUUAAGAAAUUCCACUAUAUCAAUUCCUAUUCAACCAAUUUUAUCAUUGUUUUAGUUUGAAAAAUUGAUGAAAUUAUGAGUCAAGAAUAAAAAAAUUGUUAAACAGGGAGAAUAUGAAAAAAAUCAAUUUACACCAAGACUCACAGAAAUUUAUUAUCAACUUUUCAUUCCAUGAAUAAUUAUUAAGUUUUGAUACAUUGUAAAAGUAUACAAUUUAUGUAAAAAUAGAGACAAAAUAUACAGAUCCUUAAUUAAGAAAGGCAGCAGAACAAUUUAGCGAUUUCAAAUAAAUUUGUAUCAUAAAAUUUUUUAAAACAUUGCCCGAUUAAAUAUUGGAAUGUGACUUAAUUACAAUAAUUUCAAUUUUAAAACUACAUCAAUAACUUUUAACUUACGUACAAACCGAAUAAGUAUUUUUUAUGCUCAUACCUUGCAGUAAUACAAACAAUUCACAAUUGUAGAUUAUUGCAAUUUUCAAUCUUAAUAUGAUAUUUUUAAAGCUAAUCAUCUAAAUAAUUAGAUACACGUUGUAUACAAUAAAUGACAAAGAAAUACUGUUGGUAUUUUCUUAUGAGCAAUGAAUUAUUGAACAUCAUAAUACUCAUACAUGCAGACAAAUAAAUUGAAUACACACACAUACUCCAACUUAAAAAAAUUACACAAUUUCUAUGCUAGAAAUGUUACACCACAACCAUUCUCUUAAAAAUGGACGGAAUAUAUGAUUUUAGUCAAUUUGAAGAAAUAAUCUAACUGACAAAAAUAAAUUUGAAAUCAGAAUACAUGAUAUGCUAUUAUUGUUUCAAUUGAUUAUUAAAAAUAUUAGUAGUUAACUACAUUAAAUUUCUAUAAAAGGCGUGAUACUAAGCGAAAGCUGUGUGUGUAGAAAUUUUUAGUUGAUAACUUAAAGGAUUACUACUUUAGUAACUACUGUAAUUCAUAAGAUUCUGAAUGUGUUUUUUAACGCUUAAAUGAUGAGAAACUUAGAAUUAGAUAUCGUCAAUUUUAUAAUACUGACGAUAUAUUUUACCAAAUAAUCGGGUGAAAAACUGUAUAAAUUCAAAACUAAAAAAUAAAAUUUUAUGAAAUAAGCGUUAGUUAUAGCUUUGAUUAUCGAUACGUUAGAUCGUACCUUAACGUAUCCAUAAUCAAAGGGAGUUAUGGAAUUAAUUAGUCAUGGAACUUGACGUAUCCAUAAUCAAAGGUGAUAGUUUCUAUCUGAAAAUAGAGUCUUAUGAGAAAAUAUCCUAUUGGAUUAUUAAUUUUUUUUAAAAAUGUCUACUAACUACAAGAAUAGUCAUUAUCAACAGGAAAUAAAUAAUAGCUUGAAAUAUUAAUUUAUCCAGGAUGAAAGUAAACCAUUUUCUGAAUGAGUCUUGUCAAAAUUAUUGUGUUUUCAAAACAAUGAAGUUGUCUAAGAAAAACAAUAAGUAAGCCUACUUAAAAUAAUGGGUGCAUUUUAUAUGGUAUUUGGUGCAUGAUUCUACAUUAUCAUAUAAUUGAUGAUGAUCUAGCAGUGAUUAUAUGACACGAUUAUGAUAGAUUAUGGCGUUCAAUUAAAUAAUGGAACAUAACCGGUAAGUAUUAAAAAAUUGAGAGACUUACUACUGGACUACUCUAUUGACAAGAUAAAAUAACUUCAAAGUCAAAUAGCUGAUAAUAACCUAUGUAAUUACACCUAGUCAAAUGAAUAUUGUACUUGCUCAUUGUCUUUUGGAAAUGAUUUUAUUUUUUUACAGAAUUUUUUUUUCAAAAUUAAUAUGUAAAAAAUACUUAAUUUGUACAGAUUUUUGUAAACUGUAUUUAAAAUACUAAGUUACGAAUUAAAUAAACCGUUUUCAAGGCAUCUUUGUGUUUUAAUGUAUGAAGGCACACAUACUAUUAUAAUUUUUCCACUGUAAAACUAUCAUAUACUAAUUGUUCAGAACAAUGGAAUUAAACCUAUUUUGAAAAAAUAAGACAAUUAUAUCAGAAAAUACACACAAGAACAAUUAAAUUCUUCCCAGAAACAGUGUAUAUAUACUAUAAAUAAUAAAUUAACUACAAAAUUCCAAUUGAGAAUAAAAAUACAAUUAUUAUAAAGUAUAUUUACAGAGGACUAGAAUGUUAAACUGUAGAUUUGGUUUGGAACUAUCAUUCAAAUUUGUAAAUAACAAAUACAUGAUACAUUUUUUGCGUUUUAACAUAUUUUCAUGUCAAAUACUUUCUACUUCUAGGUUUAAAAACUCAGAACAUUAUGUACUAAGUAUUGUGACAUUUUGUGAUUCGGUAGUACACAAUAUUACAAUAAGUAUCUCACGUUCAUUCAAGGCAUUUCAUUGGAUGGAUAUGUUUAUAAUCAGUUCGAUGCUUGUAUUGUUUAAAAUUACUUUUAGAUUGUAAUAAUUUAAAAAAUUAAAAUACUUGAAUAUCAAGAAAUAAUUAUUGAAACCCGAUGCUAAACGUACACAAGAGUUGUAUACAGUAUCAAAUUAGCUAAUAACAUCUUUUAAAUAAUUCUCAGGCUCCAAUUUUGAGUCCAAUACAAAAUAAUGCAUUCUUUAUAACUCAGUGAUAAAGGCAGAAAAUGCGUAUAUGAAUGAAAUACAUAAAUGAUAGAAUAAAUAGAGCUAACUACAAUAAAUAAGGCACAUAAAAUGCAGAUCAACUCUAACAUGUAUUUAUCUAUAAUAUAGACUAUAUUUCCUAAGUUUGCAAGAGUAAAAUUAUUUUCCGAUAAAUGUAAUUAGAUGAAAUGAUUUUCAUUUAUGAUAUGCUCAUCAAUAUUCGAUUUAGGUAUAUUGCUUAUAUACUUAUAGAUUUGGUAGCUAGCUACAUUUGGGUAUAAUUUCAUCAUAUUUUAUGUUGAAAAGUUAUUUUUAGGGGGUAUACAAUGAUAAAAAGCUUGAGGCCUAAUAAUGAUCCACGUUGUAUCAAUUUAGUGACUUGAGAUUUCUUCUUAAAAUAUUAUUUAUAGCUUAAAAUAGAGCUUGUUACUUCAGAAAAAUUAUUGCUUUCACUGCAUCUAUACACAAUCAGUUUAUUUUCACGGCAGAAAUACGACUUGAAUGCUCAUUCAUUUUCUUGAAUUCAUAUUUUUUAUAGAAUGAAAAACUCAUUUUUAAUUUUCAUUUGAGAUUACACGAAAGUCAAAAUUUAUUUUGAUGCACAGCUCUAGAGUAUCUUAAUUUAGUUUCUUACGCAUGUGCCGUGUUGUCUCUACUUUCCCCGUCUAUGAUCCGCUUUCUGCUGAGGGUAAGCCCACAUGAGCUCUAGGCUUGUGCGUGGAUAAUAAGGCUGAUGAUGGAAUGUACCUACAGUUUUAGGUGUUUAUUGCAAAACAAACCUCAAAUAGAUAGCAUAGUGAUUAACGAAUUGUGAAACAUGGGAGGGGGGUUUAAGAGAACAAAAUAUGAUCUUCUGCAAAAUUUACAUUAAAUUUGAAACUGAAAUUAUGUUUUUUACAAAGCAAAGCAGUUUAUGUAAGAGUAUUUAUUCCAAUUAUUAUUGAUUAAAUUUUGAUCAUGCAUCAACAUUCUUCCUAAAGAUGAAUAAGAGAUUUGUGCGUGGGCAAUGAGGUGCAUAACUAAUAAUGAACCUAGUUUUAGGUGAGUUCCAAGCCACUAGAAAAUAAUUUGAGAGUAGCUACUACCAGAGAUCAUAUAUAUUACUAAGUUUUCUUUUUCUCUAUGAACAACCUACAAUACGGAAAGUAAGGACAAAUAAUUUUUUUUAAGUAGAAAUUGUAAACAAAACUUGAAAAUAUUGGUAUUACAGUAUGUAUUAUAAAACACAUAAUAUAAAGUGGUCCACAUCAAACUGUCAGACUAUUCAUAUAUAGCAUUAAUGUCUUCCAUUCAAUCAAUGCUAACAUUUUGACGUGAAUCUCACUAUAGUAAUAAUUCUAGAUACUUUUAUAACCUAUUAUUUUCUCAGUAAAACGUAACAAGUACCGUACUAUUUAUUGUCUAAAAUGACUUAAUAUUUGAAGUUGAGGAAACAGAAUUUAUAGAAGAAUGUGAACCAAUUCAUUUAAUGUGAUGCUGAAUCUAGCUGAAACUACAUAUAUCAGCCUGAGUACAGGGCACGUAUUAUUGUACUAUAACAAAUAUAAAAACACCUGCAACGCUAUAUUUACAUUACUGUUGUGAUGUAGCCGAUUAUUUGUCAUGAAUUUUUACAUUCCGGGGUAUCUCGGAUUGUUCAAAAAUUUAUGACAAGUAAAAUUGGACUGGAAAAAUGUAUGCCUCUUGGCAGUCGGUGACGAGGAAGGGACCUGCAACUAUCUACAGCAGAUAAACGGGCCCGGCUCUACCCCUCUGUAUAGAGACACCAUUGUCCAGGACAGGUUAUGUGUAAGUUUUUAUCAUAAUUAUUCUAUCAACUCAUAUAAAGGAAAAAUCUUGUAUUAUAAAUUUUACUGAUAUUUUCUAUUCAAAACUUAUUUUAUCUUCUACUCUAAGUUCAAUUUUUUUAUUUCUUCAAAAAUGAAAUCUUCUGUAUAUGAUAUUUAUUAUCAAAAUUAGGGAAUAGAAUAGUUUUGGGCCAUGCCUGUUGUUCUUCUCCAAUCAUAUCAAUAUGAUUUGGAAUUGUAUUCACUAAUAAAUUAAUUAAAAAUAAAAAACAAUGAGAUAAAUUAUCUAGUUAUCCAAAUUAUUUUUUUCGUGGUGUGGAACAGAAAAUGAGACAUGACAGAUAAGCAGCUGAGAGAAAUGGGAUUUCUUUCUGAUAGAGAAUUUAAUGGCGGAGCCAUAAUCGUCGACGUAUACAAAAGAACUACUCGCAGUAUAAUUUCAAAUCUUCUUGACAUAUAUAAAUGCUCAGUAGUUGUGUACAGCGCUACUAGCUCAGGAAAAAAACACACUAUGCUGGGAUCACGAGAGAGUCCUGGAAUAAUGUAACAAACUAUGGUCGAAUUGUAAUCUCAGAUUGGAAAAGUUGAAGCCGAUAAAAAGUCAAGUGGUAGUUGAGUUUGUUGAGGUCUACAAUGAAACGUUCACAACCUCCUGAACCCAUUAGAUCUUCAAGAGAGCGUUCGAUACAAAGAGAGACCGGCUUCCACAUAGACACAAUUUUCGUCGAAAAAUUAAAACAAAAAUCGCGAGAUUUGAUACACAAAAAA
Messenger RNA from Nilaparvata lugens (brown planthopper), 7614 nucleotides. Its product is annotated as ribosomal RNA-processing protein 8. The record is from RefSeq and is a predicted model, not a curated record. Gene Ontology annotation, molecular function: methyltransferase activity. Gene Ontology annotation, cellular component: nucleolus. NCBI's taxonomy places the organism in Eukaryota, Metazoa, Arthropoda, Insecta, Hemiptera, Delphacidae. The transcript is spliced from 4 exons. The coding region runs from base 107 to 964 and encodes 285 amino acids.